This is a messenger RNA of Rotaria sordida, 720 nucleotides long. The record is from the annotation of a GenBank genome assembly. NCBI's taxonomy places the organism in Eukaryota, Metazoa, Rotifera, Eurotatoria, Philodinida, Philodinidae.
AUGGGUCAUAAGAAAAGUCGACAUGCAAUAACACCACCACUUGAACAUGCUGUUCUUCGUCGUAUUACACGUGCAACAACAUUUUUACCUGAUGAAAUACAAUAUUUUUAUUAUGAUUUUCUUAAAUAUACACCAAAUGGUUAUUUAACAUUAGAUGAUUUUGAAAGAUUGUAUCAAACGUUAUUUCGUAAUGGUAUAUCAGAAAAAUUUGCUGAAUAUGCUUUUCGUGCAUAUGAUACAAAUCAAGAUGGUAUUAUUGAUUUUGAAGAAUUUAUUAAAGGUUUAUAUUAUACAACUAAAGCAUCAGCAAAUGAAAAAAUUCGAUGGGCAUUUGAUUUAUGUGAUCAAGAUGGUGAUCAUCAACUUGAUAUAAUCGAACUUGAAAAUAUAAUUCAAGCACUUUAUGAAUUAUCCGAUGCGGAUAUGGCACGAAUUGAAACAUAUGAUGAAGCAAUAAAACGUGUUAAACAGUUACUUUUAACAAAUCAAGAUAAUAAAAAUAAUGAAAUUUUUGAUUCAAUAACAAAAAGUGAAUUUAUUGAUGUUGUUCAAAGUGAUGCAACAAUUAUGAAAUUAAUUGAUUGUCAAUCAAAUUUAAAUAAACGUGGAAGUAAAUUUGAUAAUUCUACAAAUUUAUUUAAAAAACAAUUAAAAUUUAAAUCAUCAAGAAGUAAAUCAUUAUCAGAUUCAACAUUAGCAGCAAAAAAUCGAAUUGACUAA